Messenger RNA from Monodelphis domestica (gray short-tailed opossum), 4525 nucleotides. The record is from RefSeq and is a predicted model, not a curated record. Lineage: Eukaryota; Metazoa; Chordata; Mammalia; Didelphimorphia; Didelphidae.
UGUAUUUUAGUGUAUUGAAUAGUUAGGUGUCAAAGUAGAUAGAGCAUUGGACCUGGAAGUAGGAAGACCUGAGUUCAAAUCCAGAUGCCGACAUUUACUAUGUGACUCUGGGCGAGUCACUUCACUUCUGUUUGCCUCAGGCUCCUCAUCUGUUAAAUGAGGAUAAUGAUAGCUACUACCUCAGAAAGUUGUUGUGAAGAUCAAAUGACAUAAUAAAUGUAAAUUGUUUAACACAUGCCUUGGUACAUUAGAGGCAUUAGAUAAAUGUAAGCUAUUAUUAAUAUUGUUAUUGUUAUUAUUUAAGCCUCACAGCCCUUCUGAUGUAGAUACUAUGGGUAUUAUUAUCCUUAUUUUUAGAGACUGAGUGACUUGUUUGCCGUUUUAUAGCUUUUGCUCCAGGUGGGAUUUGAACCAGGAGGUCUUACUGACUUCCAAAAGAGCUCUCUCUCCACUCCAGUCCUGUGUGUUGGAGUCAGCUGUUUUGGUGUCCUUCAGAUUUCCUGUCCCCUCCCUGCUCCACUAGACUUUGAGCUCCAUGGGAACAGGAAUGAUGGCUUAUCUAAAUGAGCUACAGGACUAUGUACAGAGUAGAAUGCUAAUAAAUAUUUGUUGUCAGUUAAAACAAAAAUCAGAACUUGGUAAGAGAAAGAGAGAAACUGGAUAGAUCACUUCCAGUUGGGGAGGAAUUCGGGUCAGCUUCUUGGAAUUAGUGUCAUCUGAACUGGGGCUUCCUUGAAUGUUACCAAGUGAGAGUGAAAGAGAGAAAUUUAACCUUAAAUUUAGACAAAUUCUCCUGGUUUUGCAGAGGCAAGAGAAUGAGUGGAUCAGAGAGGCUGUGAUUCCUUCAGAGAUUCUAGCACACCACUGUCAAGGAUGGGGGACCAGAAGCAGGACCAGUGGAGUUCCCCUGGCAAGGACUCUCUGACCCAGGGCCAUGGGCAGGAGAUCGAUGAGUCUUCCAAUCUGAGUCCCAAGAAGGAAAAGAAUGGCCACCUUGGGCUGGGAAGCUUCAAAAGGGCUUUCUCAUGGAAGGAGAAACAGGAUGUGACAUCUGGGGACAAAGUAGGAAAGGAGAAGAGGUUCAUCGGAAGGAUUUCAUCCUCCCUCCUUGGCUCCUUCCGAAAGGUGCAGGAGGAGGAGACCGGCAGGUUGAGACAGCAGUUAUCCUCUCCAAGAGAGGUUUGUGAGGAGUCUAACACAGAUUCCUUCAGCAAGACCCUGCCAGUGAGAACAAAGGACCCUCCACAAGAGAAACAAAGCACCCCCUCCAACCCCUGUUCUCCAACCCAGAGCCAGAGGAGCAGGAAGCCAAGUGUGGACUCUACAAACUCUAGAAAGGAAGAGGACACUGUUCUCGGACUGGGCAACUUCAAGAGGACUUUUUUAAGGCUGAGCAAGAGGGAAGGUACUGCCGGAGCCCAGGCAGCAGAGGAGAGCAGCCUUCUUCGAAAGAGCUCCCGCCUCCUCAGAUCUUUUAGGAAAAAUGAGGAGGAGGUGACCCAUCGACCUUCGAGGCUACCAAAGGGAUCCCCAGUAUCCCCCAAGUCCCCUAAAGAAGAUACACUGAAGAACAUGAUGAAAGUGGAGGAAGAAAAGCCAGUCUCAGACCUCAUUGCUGAACGGCAGCUGCUGAAAGCCUUUACCCAGCUAUGCCAACUGGAGGUCAGCCUCGUGGAGGACCAUCACUUGGGGAAGUUCAAGGAUGACCCGACUGCCUACAUUCGCCAGGCCAUGGACAUCUGUGUUCAUUUUGAUGUAAUGGCAUCCGAGAUCAGGAACAUUGUGGGUGAGACCCUGAGCCAGCCUAGUGUGGACACAGAGGCGCUGUCGUGCCUGGCACAGCUGAUUAAGGAGGAGGAGGGGGUUCAUUCGGGGGAUGCAUCGGACAGUGCCUUCCUGAGAGCCCCUCGCAAGUGGAGGCACCUGUGGGAGGAGGCAGUGAAGAAGAGCGCCUCAGACAGGGUGGGGAAGGUGGGCCAGGGCAUGAGUGAACCUACCCUGGUCAGCCUCCUCUCAGAGCUUGGCAGGGUGAUCAAGCAGGAUCUUGUGAAGGUCCGGCAGGAGGUGCAGCCCUGCUAUCCAGAGGACUUCCUCGUGUGGAAGACCUACGUGGAUGCUUUCCAUGGGGCUGUGUCUGCCCGGCUUCAGGAGCUCUUGCAGGAGAUUCAAGGCUUUGAGCAACUCUAUGUAAUAAUGGACUGGGUAGCCAAUGUGUACUGCAGCAAGGACUUUCUAGGCUCCCUGGACCUGGAACUAGAUAUGACUACGAUGCCAAAGCUACUGGCACCUGAGGUAUGGGAGAAGCUAGAAAGUGACUACACCAAGUUCCUGGAGACCAAGAUCAAGAGCUGCUUUGAUAGCAUUCUGAAGCUGGAGCUGAACUGGUGGUCAGAGAGGAAGAGCCCCGAACUGCUCCAGGAUCUCUACCACUCUCCCAUCUCCAUCGACAUUCACAUGCUGGUUGGGGAGCAUGUGAACACAGCCCGGGCCAUCUCCUCAGGAUUGGAGGCCACCACACUACAGAUCUUGGAGCAGUCAUUGGAUGAAUUCAUCCACAGGUUUGAGAAGAGAUUCCUGGACUCAGAUGUUGCAAAGGAGCAGACCCUCUUCCUGCCCUACCUCUGCGCCUACAUCAGUGCCUUCCAGGAGCUAAAGACCAACCUACCUGCCAAAUUCCUAAGCAGCUUUAAGAAUGUGGGAACUACCCUGUCUGGGGUGAUUAGCAGGUUCAAGAAGGAAAUGCUGAUCCAUUUGCAUCGAGAAACACAGGUUCUAUUCAAGGAUGUGGGCAGCAAGGCCUGGGUGACCAUAGACAAGCUACAGCCAAUCAUGGAGAAGACUGUCACCUUUGCCCAGUACCUGAAACACAUGGUCCAGCCCCACAACCAGGAAUGUCUCCAGGAAAUCCACUGCUAUGUGGUUCGAGAAUAUGUGGCCCAUGUACUGAGACCACGAGAACGGCUUCGAGGAGCAGAUCGAAUAGCCAGUGCUCAGAAGAUGAGCCAGGAAUCAGAUGCCAUCGGCUCUACCUUUCAAAGCCUGGGCUCAGAAGCCACUUGGCUGGGCUUGGCGAUCCCCUGCAUCUCAGACAUUCUGGGUGAGACCUACAAAGAUGACAUUAUAAAACAUAUCGAAACCCUCAUCAGGGGUUACCCAGACAUCAGACAGGAACACGUGGCUGCCAUUCUAGCCCUUCGGAACUUGGGCCGAAGACGAAAUCAGCUCCUCCUUCGUCAUGCCCAAGACCUGCUGAAGAAGGCACCAAAGACUUUACCAGGCCAAGGACUCUUUGGGGACAUUGAUGUGCCCUCAUCCAUGGAAGUACUCUUCACCUGCAUUUAGAAAUCAGACUGGAUGAGAUGAAAGCAGGGUUAGGGGGGUUCCAAACUCAGUAUUCUUUAAGGUGGAAAGUUGAGAGGAAAAGCCCCUUGGAGUGGGUUCUCUACGGAGCUGAGAACCCCAAAGAAUGGGGACAGGGGACAGAGAGACUUCAGAAAGCACACUAGUCCUUGAAAAUGUUAGUUCAGCAACCCCUUCUGAAUUUCCUUCUCUCUGCUCCAGUGUCCAACUGGUCCCCAACGUCCCCACUCCUGGUCCAAAGCUCCUGGUUCCUCCUAUUCCUAAGAAAUUAGGAGAUAAACAUAUCCCUUCUUAAGUGGGAAAGGCUGUGUAUGCCUUUUCCUCCAAAAGGAAGUCUGCUUUAAAUAAGAAAAAGGGGAAGGCAGUGCUGAACCCAGACAUGGGAAAUACAGAGUGGAAUUCUAAGAAGACCAAAAUUACAAUCAAACAAACAUAUGUCAAGUGCCCACUAUAUAUAGGAAGAUUGGAGACUUAUGAAGAUCGAAAGUUUAGAUAAGAUGAUGUCCCCACCCUCACAGCACUCACAGCCUAGAACGGAAUUAGCUAUAAAAACAGACAACUAUGUACAUAAUUAAUUCAAUAUUUAUUAAACCAUGUUUGGAGUAUCGUGAGCACUGGGAGAGAUAAAAAAAAAUUAGCUAAGAUGGGGUCAUGUGAAUGUCAGUCUAUUAGGCGAUAAGAUACCUAAAAAGCUGUAAUAUCCAAUAUUCCAUAAGUAGUACAAGGUUAGACAACAAAGUGCUGUGUGGGGUCCAAUAUAGGAAGUUUGGUCCUGCCUUGAGUGAAAGCAGGGGCUUGGGAUGAAACCAAGGGAUCUGUAUGGCAUCUCUUUCACCUGCAUUUAAUCAGAGCCCAGACAGGAAGGACUAGAAAGAGGUCCCUCCAGUCCUAGGAUGGCCAUGGGCCCAAACAGCCAUGCCCAGAUCUCCUGCCUCCCUUUAUUCCAUCCCCCCCCCCAUACUCCUAGUCCUAACCCCAGCUCCAGGGGCUUAGAAAUUGGGGGUGAGGUGGGAAGGAAGGGUACAAUCUGAGUGUCUGAAUCAUUCUUCCCUUCUAGGAAGCAGAGAACUCUUCCCAGUUAUGACAUAGAGAUCAAACCCAUGGUGAGCCCACAUGCUAGCUGAUCUAUAUUUAUUUUUUAAAAUAAAAUUGUGUUAGAUGAGAA